Molecule: messenger RNA, 3837 nt
Organism: Aspergillus saccharolyticus JOP 1030-1
Lineage: Eukaryota; Fungi; Ascomycota; Eurotiomycetes; Eurotiales; Aspergillaceae
Exons: 3
Coding region: 1-3837 (1278 amino acids)
Biological process (GO): phosphorelay signal transduction system; phosphorylation
Molecular function (GO): phosphorelay sensor kinase activity
Source: RefSeq, a predicted model, not a curated record
AUGGCGCGUCCAGGGUUGCUGCAGAAGGCGGAGGAGAGCCAGUUCAGUUUUGGCACGACCAGGGAACGCGAGUUCUACAAGUACCUGCCGCGGUCGACACGAUCUCUGCCACAUUAUAAUCCGGAUACUCCCUCCGCGGAGGUGAAGACGGCGCGUUCGUCGCCGGAUUCCUCCCUGACCGCCUUUGCGCAGUUGGGCGCAUUGCGACUCAAUGCGCAACGAUCCCUGAUCUCCCUCUUUGGUCGCUACGAGGAACACAUCUUGACGGAAGCAACACGGACGCUGAGCUUGCGGGAUGACAGCGACCACGAGGUUCAGGACGAGCUUUGGGUGGGGGCUUGUACGAUAUCCUACGAGCGCAGUUUCAGCGCCGCGAUUGCGAGCGCGAGCAGCACUUCCGCAUCCACCUCUACCACCCCCCAUCAAGUCUUCACCGUCCCCGACCUGACGCAGAGUGAGCUGUAUCGAAACCACCCCGAUGUCACGAGCUACCCCCAUGUGCGCUUCCUUGCCUCGGCCCCCAUCGUCAGUCCCAAGGGAAUUGUGGUUGGCGCUUACACGAUCCUCGACGAUAACCCUCGACAGUCCCUUGGCAUGGAGCAUCAGAAGUUUCUGAUCGACAUGGCGGCCACGGUCAUGGAUUAUUUGGUCACAAACCGGUCGAAGAGUCAACAUCGGCGGAGUGAGCGCAUGAUUGUCGGACUGGGAAGCUUUCUAGAGGGGAAAGGCAGCUUGCGCAGCGCAUGGGUGGAUACCGAGGACAAUGAAGGGGGCAUCGGGUCAGAAGAGGGCGUCGAAGGACGUGUCAACGCUCACCAACAGAGUAAACAGCAUGCGGAGGAGUUGGCCUCUGUUAAAGCACAAAAGACUCUCACUAGCGAUCUACCUUUGCGUCUGGGCCGGCCCCGUGCCUCGACCGGCUUGAGGGCGAACAAUUCGCGAGAGCUACCGAAUUCCCUACCGAGAUCAGACCCCGGGACCACGCCGCCGAUGGGGGUUCAUGUUGGGCAUAAUCGAUCGAGUUCCAGUUCUGCUGGCAAGCACACCAGGAGCAGGGCCCCAACGAAUAAAGAGGUCGCUAUAGGCCGAAUCGAAGACACCUUCUCGCGAGCGGCCAACAUAAUCCGCGAAAGUCUCGAGGUCGAGGGAGCUAUCUUUUUUGAUGCCAGCUUUAGUGGCCAAGCGGCAUUUGUAAUGAGCAACAACUCUGAUUACGAAAGUAGUUUGGAAGGUUCCUCCAGUGAGGGGGAAUCGAAAGCAUCGAAAGGAUCUACAGCGGCUGAGACUCUGGACUCCGUGGCCAACGACAGCGGCAAAGAAACAGCAAAUCCGUGCAAAAUUCUGGGAUUUGCCACCUCGGACGCCUCGAGUGUCAACGAUGAGGCGACGGGAGAUAAGAACAUUGCAUUGUCGGAAUCCUUCCUUGCUGGCCUCCUGCGCCGCUAUCCAAGGGGCAGGAUCUUCAACUUUGACGCGGAUGGAUCGAUCUCCGCCGGCGACACCAGCGAUUCUGUAUUCAACGCCUUCAGCUCGCGCAGGAAGUACAAAAAGACGCGCAAGUCAGUUCUCCGACAGGAUGCGGCGACACUGCUCAACAUAGCUCCUGGUGCUCGGAGUAUUAUCUUUUCGCCGGUCUGGGAUUCGCAUAAAUUCAGGUGGCUUGCUGGCUCAUUUGCAUGGACCAAAACCCCCCAGCGAGUCUUCACUCUUGACGACGAAAUGACCUUCUGCACCACCUUUGGCUGCAGCCUCAUCGCCGAGGUACACCGUCUCCGUGCACUGUUUGCCGAGCAAGCCAAGUCCAAUUUGCUCGCGGGCCUGAGCCAUGAGCUUCGAUCUCCGCUUCAUGGCAUAUUUGGCACGGCGGAACUGUUGAGCGACACCGUGAUGGAUGCUCUGCAACGGGGGUUUGUGCAUACUAUCGCAUCUUGUGCUAAUACCUUACUCGGGUCGAUCAAUCAGCUUCUAGAGUUCUCUGGUAUCAACGACCUCCACCAGACCCGUAACAAGGGGCCAUUGGCAUCUCCUUACCACAAAGGCUCCGCAGUCAGUCAGUCUGACCCCGAAUCGAGCAUCCAGAUUGAUAUCACUGUGGAGGACACUAUCGAGGCCAUCUUCGCCGGGUUCUGCUUCUUCCACAGUUCUCGACACCCGCUACGGAGCGGAGCGGAUACCAAUGUAAGCUUGCCGGGGCAUGUCCACGUCAUUCUUGAUAUCGAUACGGCAUCCAGCUGGACCUUCACCACACGCGCUGGGGCGCUGCACGUGAUCCUGACAAACAUCGUGGGCAACGCUCUGAAGUACACCCAGGAAGGGUAUGUCUUCAUCCAAGUCAAGGCGCAAGCCGUCAUUGCCGAGGACGACGGGACCCCUGUGCGCUCCGAAAUCACGAUCUCCGUUCGGGACACGGGGUGUGGCAUGGACCCGGAGUUUCUUCAGAACGGCUACUUCACUCCCUUCUCGCAGGAAAAUGAUUUGCUGCCGGGAAAUGGCCUCGGUGCUAGCAUCACCCAGAAUGCCAUCCAAUCCCUUCAGGGGAGCAUCGAAGUUCGCUCCCAGAAAGCAGCCGGCACUGACGUGCAAAUCUCUCUCGUACUCGAUCAUGCGCCCAAGAGUGCACUCGCCUCCGACGGGAGUUUCGACGAUCACACGCACGCCGGUAACCUUGCUCUAACCAGAAGUUUAGUGUGCCAUAAAUCCAUCGGCAUCCUGGGGUUUGGGACCUCCACCAUGCACACGUCCACAGCGUUGUCUCUGGAGAAAAUAUGUCGGGAGUGGCUGCAGAUGGACGUUGUCCCCGUCAACCCCUCGCAGUCGAAUUUCCCUCAUUGCGAUUUCUACAUCGCGCUUCACGAGUAUUUGGAUAUCGGCAAUCUCGAGAUCAAAGCCAUCGCCCCUGAUCCAGAGUCACGAUUCUGCUCGCCGGUCAUCGUCAUAUGCUCGUCCCCAAGGGUGGCGCACUCGCUACUCCUAGCAUCACAGCGACGCGGCGAUGCAGACGUGCUCGAGUUCAUAUCCCAGCCGUGUGGGCCGCGCAAGCUGGCCAAGGCACUGGAGGUCUGCACCAAACGUCAAAGUCGCCGUGUUUCUGGAAUCAAGACCCCGGGAAGUACGAUGGCCUUGUCUCUGGAUACUCUUAAGAGGCAGAUAUCUCCCACCGCAAUUAGGGGACCCAAUGAUUUUCCCGGCCUUCGGACUCGGAGUACAUCAUCAUCAAAGUCAAUGAGUCAGACCCACCCGGAUUCCGCCGGGCAGCCCAAGACGCCGCGAGCAGAUGAGGAUUACUUUUCGCCCGUUUCCGCCGCCGUAGGCCCCUCACCUGCGCUCGAAGCGUCACCUGUACAAAAGAGCCACGCCUCCCCGGCCGCUCCGCUGCAGGCUCCAUUCACCGUACUCCUGGUGGAUGACAAUCACAUCAACAUAUCGCUGCUGGUAGCCUUCAUGAAGAAGUUAGGUCUCGAGUAUCUCGUUGCGCACAAUGGACAAGAAGCGCUCGACAGGUUCAAGGAAUCCUAUUCCGAGAUCCGCAUAAUCUUAAUGGAUAUCUCCAUGCCCGUCAUGGACGGGCUAGAGUCCUCGCGCCAAAUCCGUCGCUUUGAAAACUCCUUGGAAUCGCAUGCCCCGGUUCCUAUCAUUGCGCUGACCGGGGUCGCGCAAGAUGAGAUCCAGCGUGACGCAAUACAAGCCGGGAUGAACUUGUUCCUCACGAAGCCCGUGCGGUUAGAUAAAAUUGCAGGAACCAUCGAGGACCACACGGGGGUCAGUAUGGUUGCUUUGAAGAAGAAAACUCGAACAUCGAGGGGUGAGCAAGCACACGGCGCCACCAAAGACUCAUGA